Bufo gargarizans (Asiatic toad) is the source of this 1988-nucleotide messenger RNA. RefSeq names its product serine protease 8 (gene PRSS8). Gene Ontology annotation, biological process: proteolysis. The annotation marks the transcript as partial. The record is from RefSeq and is a predicted model, not a curated record. The transcript is spliced from 5 exons. Lineage: Eukaryota; Metazoa; Chordata; Amphibia; Anura; Bufonidae. Gene Ontology annotation, molecular function: serine-type endopeptidase activity.
AUAGAGCCUGACUGGCAGCGGUACACAGAGGGCAGCACCUGGCGGCCAUAUUGGCUGUGUCUUCCUCCUCCCGACCCGGGAUCACUACACCGCUGUAACCUUUUCUUCUUUUCUUUUUCAGCCGUGAACUUGGCGUUCGGUCAAAUCGCCAAUCGCAUUGUUGGAGGACAGAAUGGGAAGAUUGAGGACUGGCCGUGGCUGGCGAGCGUGCGCCAUCUACAGACACACGUCUGCGGAGCGUCCAUACUGUCAUCGCGCUAUGUCCUGACUGCCGCACAUUGCUUCCCGCCGGAACAUCUGGAUAAAGAUUAUGAAGUUGUUGUUGGGACGACCGCGCUGUCCACCACGGACUCCAGUGUCCAGACGGUUCUGGUGGAACAGUCCUUUAAGAACCCAGCGUACACACCAGAAGCCUAUUCCUCAGAUAUUGCUAUAAUCAAACUACAGAGACCAUUGAACUUCGGUAGCGCUAUAAAGCCCAUCCGCCUGCCCUCUGCCAGCGUCCAGUUCCCGGCUGGUAUGCGAUGCGCGAUCACUGGAUGGGGCCAUACCGCACACUCAGUUCCACUUACAAACCCUCAGACCCUCCAGGUUGCUUAUGUGACGAUCAUCAGCAGAAGGACCUGCAACUGUCUGUACAAAAUCAACCCCGGCGAGGACACGCUGUCGUCCAUCCAGCAAGACAUGAUCUGCGCCGGGUUAGUGGAUGGAUCUGUCGAUGCGUGUCAGGGUGACUCCGGAGGACCCCUCUCCUGUUACACAAAUAACAACUGGUACCUGGCUGGCGUGGUCAGCUGGGGAGAGGAGUGCGGAUCCCCAAACAGGCCUGGAGUCUACACGGCAACCUCUGCCCAUAUCGACUGGAUCAAGAGCGUGGUCCCAGACGUUCAGGUGGAUGACUUCAUCGUGGACACAACCCCGGUGCCUGACCAUGAGAAUGGCUGUAAGGCAGCGGAUGGCCAGUUAUACCCCUACCCCAACAGUGCAGCGCUGGUCCUGGUCACUCUGGGCAUGCUGCCCCUCUACUGGCUGACCGCGUAUGUCCUGACUGACCUGUAAUCCAGCUGAGAUCAGUCACUUGCCUUCCAUACCACCCCAACCUUUAUUAUACACUCCUGUCUGUAUUGUGUCUUUUCCCUUUACUUCAAUGUCCGGGUUUGGCUAAAGUCACCCUCACAAUUAAGACUAUGCAACUGAUUAAUGGUGCUCACACCGAGCCUGCAAUAACUGAAUGUCUUCCAGCAGUCGAUGCUGCAUGUUCACGUUGUGAUAAAGGAUGUCCCCAUCAUCUGAUAGUGGCUCCAUUCCGAAGAAGUUAGGCUCUGGCCCCUUUGUCACCAUCUUCCUCCAAUCAUUUGCUACUGGAUGUCCAGGAGGGGCACGUCAUCGCAUUAAUGGGAGGACGGAUCCUGGUUCUUGUAUAAAAACAAAAGAGGUCUGCACCUCAGGGGCGGGCCUUGGAUCAGGUGUCUCCAUGAGGAUCUGGAGGUGGGAGGGGCAUCCUUCCCUCAAUGGCCAGCUGAACACUUGUGUACCUCUCCUGGAGGGAACAAAUCCUAUGUCUCUUCUCUGUCUUGUAACCUCGUAUACUUGUAAAUAAAUUCUAAAUGAUUUAUGUGGAGAAUGCGAGGCUCGGGCUGGGAAACACUAUUAGCAGCGUGCGAUUAGGAGAAUGAUUUGCUCACAUCUCUAUUAAAUACAUGAAAUCUUAUUAGGCUGGGAACGAUGGCUUCAUAAAUUAAACAGCAACCCCAUAUACCAUGUCAGGGAAAGCUGGGUUACAUUACAUUUGUGCCCCACACUCGCAGACCUGCCUGAUUGUUCACCAAGGUGAUGGCGCUAGCUUGAUGUCGGGGCUCCGCAGCGAGGAUACAGGACACACUGUGAAUGUAGAUGUCUGACAAUCGUUUGUCGCAAUCUUUACAUCUGAAAUGUUUAUUCUGAGAAUUAUUCACCCUCCUGUUAAUAAAUUAUUUUUAAGACAAAGA